AUGGAGAAUCACCGCACUUUCCUGUACUUUGCAUACGGCAGCAAUCUGUUGAAGGAGCGGCUCCAGCUCAAGAAUCCCUCUGCAACAGUACAUUGUGUGGCCAGGCUCAAGGACUAUAAAUUGGUUUUUGGGAACUACAAAGGCCUUGCCAGUGACCGGUGGCAUGGAGGUGUGGCCACCAUAGAGCGAAGCCCAGGGGACGAGGUGUGGGGUGUGGUGUGGAGAAUGAGCAUGACUGAUCUGGAGUCUCUAGACAGUCAGGAGAAUGUGACAUUAGGUGCAUACAGUCCGGUGGAGUUAUCAGUGAAGACAAAAGGCCAGGAGCUCAACUGUCGUACCUACAUAAUGAACAGCUGUGUAUAUGCCCCACCAUCGCCUCAGUACCUACAGGUGAUUGUGAUGGGAGCAGAGCAGAACGGCCUACCCAAGGACUAUCAGGAGAAACUGAAAGCAAUCAAGACCAACAUGUAUGAAGGUCCUCUACCCAUGAUGGCUGAACUUGAGCGAGCCAGAAGGAGAGCCAAAGAAAGGGCCAAACACUGUUCUGAUGCAUGAUAGUCUAGUAGAAUCCAGUUCCAAGGAAAGUCCUGGUAAAACUGUAAUUACAUGAAACUGUAGCUUAAGAAGUUCACCUAAGCUAACUGUUGAGUGCCUAACUAGGCUACCUUUAACUCCAGAAGCCUGAUCUGUGAGUCUGUGGGGCCACUGUCAACCACUAAAUACAGCACUGAUGUUUCUGUGGUCUAACUUGAGUUGCCUGUACAGAUAACGAAAAUAGUCAAAUUUUGACAGUAUAGAGUUGUGAGAUCCACCAGGACUGUUGAGUGGAUACAAAUCCCCAUAAGUUUAUUUUCUUUUUGGCUCCACAAUUGUGCUUUUAUGUUUUUAUUAAAUAUAUUUCAAUGAG
This is a messenger RNA of Centropristis striata (black sea bass), 907 nucleotides long. It is a transcript of the gene ggctb, whose product is annotated as gamma-glutamylcyclotransferase b. Lineage: Eukaryota; Metazoa; Chordata; Actinopteri; Perciformes; Serranidae. Gene Ontology annotation, molecular function: gamma-glutamylcyclotransferase activity. The transcript has 4 exons. The record is from RefSeq and is a predicted model, not a curated record. Bases 1 to 555 code for a protein of 184 amino acids.